AUGGAUGAGAAGCCUACCACCAGGAAAGAUUCGGGUCUCUGCUCACUACGCUAUGGGCUGGCUCUCAUUAUGCACUUCUCCAACUUCACCAUGAUAACGCAGCGUGUGAGUCUGAGCAUUGCCAUCAUCGCCAUGGUGAACAGCACACAGCAUCAGGACCCAGCUAACGCAUCCUCUGAGGGGCCUUUGACAGACCCCCUUGGUAACUGGAGCAGAAGCAUCAAGGACUUUAGUACUCGGGCUGCUGUUUAUCAGUGGAGCACAGAGACGCAGGGCAUCAUCUUUAGCUCCAUCAGCUAUGGAAUCAUACUGACUCUAAUUCCAAGUGGCUACUUAGCGGGCAUAUUUGGAGCAAAGCAGAUUCUUGGUGCUGGUUUGCUCAUCUCAUCCCUGCUCACGCUGGUUACUCCACUGGCUGCUGACUUUGGGGUGAUUUUGGUCAUCGCCAUUCGCACAGUCCAGGGAAUGGCCCAGGGAAUGGCGUGGACCGGUCAGUUUACAAUUUGGGCAAAGUGGGCUCCUCCACUCGAACGGAGCAAGCUCACCAGCAUUGCUGGCUCAGGGGCAGCAUUUGGGUCCUUCAUCAUCCUCUGUGUGGGGGGAUUAAUCUCACAGUCAUUGGGCUGGCCUUUUAUCUUCUAUAUCUUUGGUAGCAUUGGCUGUGUCUGUUGUGUCCUGUGGUUCACAGUGAUUUAUGAUGACCCCAUGCAUCACCCGUGCAUAAGUGUGAGGGAAAAGGAACAUAUCACAUCCUCACUGGCUCAGCAGUCUAGUUCUCCCAGAAGAUCCAUCCCCAUAAAGGCUAUGGUCAAAUGCCUGCCACUGUGGGCCAUUUUCAUGGGUUUUUUCAGUCAUUUCUGGCUAUGCACCAUAAUCAUAACCUACCUACCGACGUACAUCAGUACGGUGCUCCACGUUAACAUCAGAGAUAGUGGGGUCCUGUCCUCCCUGCCUUUCAUCGCCGCCGCCAGCUGCACCAUUUUAGGAGGACAGAUGGCAGAUUUCCUUCUGUCCAGGAACCUUCUCAGCUUAAUCACAGUUCGAAAACUCUUCUCAUCCCUGGGGCUCCUUCUUCCAUCCCUCUGUGCUGUGGCCCUGCCUUUUGUGACUUCCAGUUACAUAGCAACCAUUGUUUUGCUGAUACUCAUUCCUGGGACCAGCAAUUUGUGUGACUCAGGGUUCAUCAUCAACACCCUAGAUGUUGCCCCCAGAUAUGCAAGUUUCCUCAUGGGCAUCUCCAGGGGAUUUGGGCUUACUGCAGGAAUCAUCUCUUCCACUACCACCGGAUUCCUCAUCAGUCAGGAUUCUGAAUCAGGAUGGAGGAAUGUGUUUUUCCUGUCUGCUGCUGUCAACAUGCUCGGUCUGAUCUUUUACCUUAUGUUUGGACAAACAGAGAUUCAGAGCUGGGCCCGAGAAAGGACUCUCACCCGCCUCUGA
Molecule: messenger RNA, 1437 nt
Organism: Peromyscus californicus insignis
Lineage: Eukaryota; Metazoa; Chordata; Mammalia; Rodentia; Cricetidae
Gene: Slc17a2
Product: solute carrier family 17 member 2
Exons: 11
Coding region: 1-1437 (478 amino acids)
Biological process (GO): transmembrane transport; monoatomic anion transport
Molecular function (GO): transmembrane transporter activity
Source: RefSeq, a predicted model, not a curated record